Candidula unifasciata is the source of this 1341-nucleotide messenger RNA. The record is from the annotation of a GenBank genome assembly. Lineage: Eukaryota; Metazoa; Mollusca; Gastropoda; Stylommatophora; Geomitridae.
AUGCAGUCAGUACAGCUGAUCUGUUGGACUCUGAAGUCAAAAAUUCAAAGACAGAAAAGACUAGUUCUGUCUGGCGUGCUAGUGUUUGGUGUAAUAUGGUUCAUGUUGUCUCAAAAGACUGCCCAUAUUCGAAGAGAAGUCAACAUACUUACAGCCCAGCCAUGCUCGGAUAGCGACUCACAAGAGGUUGUGGAGAAAAUUUGCUCGUUGUACAGAAACCAGGAAGUAACCGGGGACCUGUGCAGACCCUUGUGCGAUGAGCAGCUGGUGAAGUUUGUCCGCUGCCUUAAUUACAAACACGGCAAAUAUGUGAUGCAGGUGAAGUGCGCAAACUUCUGCACACCUGGUGAAUCCGUCUCGGCAGUUCUCAAAAUGACCCAUAAGAAUGUUUCGGAGCUUCAGGAGCAUCUGAAGCACAUAGAUAAGGAGUUGUUGGUGAAAAUGCAGCUGCAAGAGCAGGUUGAUAAAGUAAAGAUUCAAGAAUAUGCUAUAACUGCAAGGAGUUUGUCCAUCCUACUUCAGGAUCUGCUUCAGGCCGAGUAUGGGUUUACCCCGAGAGAUGGGCAGGAUAUGAUCAGCCUUCUAUGGAAUAACAAUUAUGCAGACCACUUUCAAGGAGCUCAUACCAAUUUAGUGUUUGCCAGGUCAUUUUGGUCUGUAGUUCUUCAGAAUGAAUACAGAAUCUCAAAAGUGUUCAGUGACUGGGACGUUUUCCCACAGAUAUAUGGGAGCUGCGGCCCUUUGUAUAUUGCGGAGAACGUUCCAGGCGUGACACCGUUUAAUACAAUUUUAUCUUACUUUGUGCCUGGAUACCAGUCGUGGAAAAACAGGGCACAGACAGCAAUCGCAAUUCUUCAUCUGGUUCAGCACAUGGAAAUGAUGGAGUAUCCUCUGCAUCUUUGCGAUGUGAAAUCGCCUCAUUUUGGGGUCAUGCCUGAUAACAACAAGGUGAAGUUCAUAGAUGCCGACACCGUUUUUGCAGAUGGUUCGUUGAGACGAGAUUUGGGGAUGCCUGCAUGUUCUCAGCAUGAAGACUGUGCUUUGUUUGACUGCGAGGGGUGGUGCCACAAGGAAACUGGCAAGUGUCGUCCAGUCAGAACAAAUAAUAAUUUACAGAUGGUGUGUGCUAAGGUUUUUAGAGGGCCCUUACUCUCCAGAAACACCGGCCUUUUGUCAUCGCCUCCAUCACACGUGGCCACGCAGCUCACCAACUUAGUGAACAGCUGUGCAGAUGAUGUUACUGAGGUCACCCAGGAAGGUAUCCAGAUGAAAACACCUGAUGACGGGCUUCUUCACGGCUUGGUCUCCUGUUUAACAGAGAGUAUGUCUACAUCUCGUUAA